AUGCGUUACGAUAUACUCUUCAGCGCCUCGCUGGGCAUGUUCUUGGUUGCUCAGCCUGCACAGGCUGGUCCAUUGCCGCGCUUGAGAGCCAGAAUGCCCAACGUUGCGCGGGCUGACACAACUGCCGUAUUUCAGACAUCGGCACUUCCUAAUCAGGCAGGGCCUUCUUCUGAACCCGCUGCGUCUUCAGCCUCGACUCCUCGCCCCAUCUUUCAAACCUUGACGGGCUCGUCAGUAGAUAUACCCGACUCUCUCAUCUCUGGCACACCUUCUCAGGUUCAGAGCCAAGCUCCAGCCACAUCUUCGGCCCCAGGAAUCACGGUCAUCCCGAUUGUAGACUCUUCAACCACUGCAGCCGUCGGAACGAGUGCUCCAGCUGACAAUACCAUCGAAACGUCGGCUCCGGUCGCCGCACCGACUACGUCUAGCAGUGCUGUCGAGACUUCUACCCAAGUUUCUGUUCCAACUACGGCCAGUACUGCCGUUAGCAUUCCUACUACGAGUGCUACCCCAGCUACUUCUACCGAGCUUGCCAGUACAAGUGCGACUAGCCAUGUGGCUGACCAGUCCACGACAAUUGCGCUCCCGGAUGAUAAAGCUACCACCGUUGCUUCCUCAGAGGGAUCUAGCACCGUCGCUGGCACUUCUACCAAUAUUGCUACCUCGGCCGCAGCCCAUAGUACGUCUGUGGGAGAAACAACCUCUGUGGGAACAACAACUUCUGUGGGAGGAACAACAACCUCUGUUGGAACAACUUCUGUGGGAGGAACAACAACUUCUGUGGAAGGGACAACAACUUCUGUGCGAGAGACAACCUCUGUUGGAGGAACGACAACCUCUGCUAAGCCUUCGUCGGCAGAGGCAACUUCUCAGACAGCAUCAACAGGUGCUUCAACUACUGUAUCUGGAGCUUCAAGCUCUGCUACUGUAAACACAGAGUCUCAGACGGCGACAACCGGAGUUAAACAAUCUACAACUGCACCUCUGACUACUGAUACUGCCGCUUCUUCUGCAAGCACUGAGGCUUCGGCCACUACAAACACCGCGCCUGCCACUACUGCUUCAACCACGGUAGCCCAGACUCAGACGACUGGCCCUGUCUCCGAGACUACAGCUCCGACAACGCAGACGAGUGUUACUAGCCGGACGCAGCUGAGCUCAAGUGCUGGCAGCACGACAGUUCCGUCUAACCCUUCCACCACAGAAGGUACUUCUGCUACUACUGAAGGCACUUCUUCUACUGCUGAAAGUACUUCUGUUACUACUGAAGCCACUUCUCCUACUACAGAAGCUACUUCGGCAUCGCAGACUCAGGCCCCAGGAACCACUGCUGCCGAGUUUACUACAAGCUCUAUCCCCUCAAAGCCGGCAGUUGACUCUACAGGUCUGACUCAACCUCACUCUACUACCAGUGCGGCCGCUACAUCCACUGAAGGAAGUAGCCUGACUUCAAGUGCUACCAGCCCUGGAACUACUGUUGCAACGUCCGAGACCACAUCUUCAGCUGAGUCGCCAACGAGCGCAGCCUCAACCUCAGAGACUGCUUCAAGUCGUGACACAUCGUCUAGCUCCACGUCAAUCCCGCCUACCGCUGCUACAAGUGCCACGAGCGAAGCGCUGUUCUUGACUUCUUCAACCCCAACUGAAGUCACGGCGCCCCCAACCUCUACAUCCUCCACAGCCUCGUCAACUUCAGGUUCAACCUCAUCUAAGGCUAGCACUUCCAGUCAGGCUGCCACUGUGCCAGCUUCAAAAUCGGAGAGCACACAGCAGUCCACCCUGACAAAGCCUGUAUUCCUCCCUACCCCUGAGCUCCCUACUUCCAGCUCCUCAUCGAGCUCUGCGCCAUCUACCGUUGCGGCCUCCCCGUCAUCGUCAGCCUUACCUCCGCCCCCACCUCCUGCAACAACGGCCACGUCUACGACAAGACUCACAGCUACUGUCACCGUUCAGCCUACGGGAACACCUGACCUUGCUGUCCCUACUGCUUUCGAAACCUUCCCCACAGGCACCUCGACCGUUCCGGCUCAGGUCUUUGCAAGCAAUCUCGCCCAAGCCCAGCAGUACAACAGUGUUUUCAAGACUCUGACCCCCAACUCUGCUUGCACCGGUUCCCAAGCGGCUUGCAUCGACGGCCAGCUUGCCAAGUGCGGCCCCAACGGGGCGUUCACACUCGAGGCAUGCACCAUCCCGGGAAUGAAGUGCUUUGCUCUGCCAAUGACAGUUACAGAGGGCGUCUCGGUGGGAUGUCAUGACACUUCUGAAGCAGAGAACAUCCUCGGUGCCACGGGCGGACCUCAGAGCAGCUCGCCGGCCCCCACGCCGGCCCCUACAUCGGCUGCCCCUAGUGACGACCCGGUUGAUCCUCCGGCGAUAACUCUCACCACUGUUAUCACCAUCAGCGAUCAGCCGCCCUCGCCGCCUGCAACUACAUCGGCCUCUUCGACAACUCCAGUUGUGCCUCAGGAGCCUACGUCGACGCCUGUUCCUGAACCUCAGCCUCAGCAGCCGACUCCGGACCCCGUCGUCCCUCCACCUGCCGCUACCAGCUCUGCGGCGCCUCCUCCUCCUCCUCCUCCUUCGCCGCCGCCAGCACCAACAACCUUUCAAACCAUCAAGACCAGCCAGCCCGCUCCCGUAAUUACGCCCCCCUCGGCCCCCGUCUCUGCGUUUCUCCCCCCUCCUAACCCCACGAGCCUCGUCCUCAUCCCCAUCCCUAACGAUCCUGCCCCAUCGGAGCUUGCCAUUCCUAGCUUCGAUAGCAAUCCUCGUACUACCGCGGUCGUCAACGGGACUCCUACCGUGUCGGUCUUCUUCACAGUUACUGUCACUCAACAGGAGAAGGAGACUGUCACUGUCACUGUCAGCGCUUAA
This is a messenger RNA of Trichoderma breve, 2874 nucleotides long. RefSeq lists its product as uncharacterized. The transcript is spliced from 3 exons. The record is from RefSeq and is a predicted model, not a curated record. Bases 1 to 2874 code for a protein of 957 amino acids. Lineage: Eukaryota; Fungi; Ascomycota; Sordariomycetes; Hypocreales; Hypocreaceae.